Messenger RNA from Coccomyxa subellipsoidea C-169, 1073 nucleotides. Its product is annotated as major light-harvesting complex II protein m10. Lineage: Eukaryota; Viridiplantae; Chlorophyta; Trebouxiophyceae; Coccomyxaceae. Gene Ontology annotation, biological process: response to light stimulus; photosynthesis, light harvesting in photosystem I. The transcript has 8 exons. The record is from RefSeq and is a predicted model, not a curated record. The coding region runs from base 77 to 829 and encodes 250 amino acids. Gene Ontology annotation, cellular component: chloroplast envelope; plastoglobule; chloroplast thylakoid membrane.
GCCUCUCCCUCAGUCUUCACAAGUUUCUUCAAUCCAGAACCAGGAAUCUCGACCAGCAAAGAAACUGUCCGCAGCAAUGGCCUCCACCAUGAUGGCGAAGACCUUCCUCGGCGCCAGCCUCGCAAAGGCUGUGCCCACCUCCGGCAAGGGCACCAAGCAGGUGACCCGCGCCGCCAUCGAGUUCUACGGACCCAACCGCGCUGGGUACCUGGGCCCCUUCACCAAGUCUCCCUCAUACCUCAACGGCGAGUACCCCGGUGACUACGGCUGGGACACAGCCGGCCUCUCAGCCGAUCCCGAGACCUUCGCCAGGUAUCGCGAGAUCGAGGUGAUCCACGCGCGGUGGGCCAUGCUCGGAGCCCUGGGCUGCGUGACCCCAGAGCUGCUGGCCAAGAACGGCGUCUCCUUUGGCGAGGCCGUCUGGUGGAAGGCUGGCUCCCAGAUCUUCGCCCCUGGUGGCCUGGACUACCUCGGCAACCCCUCCCUCAUCCACGCCCAGUCCAUCAUCGCCAUCGUCUUCUCCCAGGUGCUGCUGAUGGGUCUGAUCGAGGGAUACCGUGUGAACGGCGGCCCGGCCGGUGAGGGUCUGGACGCGCUCUACCCUGGUGAGGCAUUCGACCCCCUCGGACUCGCCGACGACCCCGACACCUUCGCCGAGCUCAGGGUCAAGGAGAUCAAGAACGGCCGUCUCGCCAUGUUCUCCAUGUUCGGAUUCUUCGUGCAGGCCAUCGUCACCGGCAAGGGCCCCAUUGAGAACCUGGCCGACCACUUGGCCAACCCCUCUGUGAACAACGGCUUUGCCGCCGCCACCAAGUUCGUGCCCUCAUAAGCGGCUGACUGGACUCUCUGAGAGGUUUUGUCAUGCAGCUGUUUUGUCUGAACCGUCCCUGUCUUCUGACGCCCUGGUCUGAGGGUUUUUGGUUUUGCAUGUGAGGAAAGAAUUGAUCCAUUCUUUGUGAGGUGUAUACAUUCAUCAAUGUACCAUGAUGUGAUGCCUUACAAGCAAGUCUAUUGCUGGUGCAACACGAGAAGAAUUUUGUGCGGAGAUAUGCUGUAAAUGAAGAAGUUGAAGC